GCGUAUAUUUUCUUCCGGAAAUACCUAGAUUUUACCGUGACACGCCAGAUGCAGAAUUCAAGCACCGGCACCGGAAGUAGAGAUUAACGUGUUCGUAAAAUUGAUUCCAAUCUUGUUUACAGCGAAACUAACCGCAGGAAAGAACAUCAAUAGCCACAAUGGUGCUCACACUAAGGAGAGUGUUGAUAACUGAUGAGAUAGCACAGCAAUGCAUUGAUAUUUUAAAAAGAAAUGGCAUUGAAGUUGUGAAAAACACAGCCCUCGCAAAAAAUAAAGGGCAACUUUUGAAUGAAAUCAAGGAAUUUGAUGGACUUGUUGUAAGAUCAGGUACCAAGGUGUCAGCUGACAUCAUCAAUGCAGGCUCGAGGCUUCAGAUUAUUGGACGUGCCGGGACUGGUGUUGACAACAUUGACUGUGAGGCUGCUACAAGGAAAGGCGUCAUUGUUAUGAAUACACCAGGGGGAAACACAAUGAGUGCUGCAGAACAUACCUGUGCAAUGAUGUGUGCGAUGACAAGGCAUAUUCCCCAGGGUACAGAGUCUAUGAGAGCUGGGCGCUGGGACCGCAAGAAGUACAUGGGCUCAGAGUUGUAUGGCAAGACACUGGCCAUAAUUGGUCUCGGACGUAUCGGUCGAGAGGUCGCAAGUCGAAUGCAGUCAUUUGGCAUGACUACUAUAGGUUACGAUCCUCUGGUCUCUGCUGAGGAGAGUGCUGAGUUCAAGAUAGAAUGGAUGGAGUUGGAGAAGAUCUGGCCUCUCGCAGAUUACGUCACGGUGCAUGUGCCUCUCAUUCCUCCUACCAAGAAUCUCAUCAGUGAGAAAGUGUUCAACAUUGCUAAAAAGGGUGUUCGUAUCAUUAAUGUUGCUCGAGGUGGUAUUGUUGAUGAAAGUGCCUUACUUGAAGCCCUUAAUAAUGGCCAGUGUGGUGGAGCAGCGCUCGAUGUAUUCCUUGAGGAACCUCCUACCAAUAAAGAUCUGAUUGCUCAUCCCCUGUGUAUAAGCACGCCUCAUCUGGGGGCCAGUACUGUUGAAGCUCAAACAAGAGUAGCUGAAGAGAUAGCUCAACAGUUUGUUGAUGCAGCUGAAGGCAAAGAACUUAUUGGAGCUGUGAAUGCUGCUGCCCUGAGUAAUGCAUUGAGUGAGGCCAGUAAGCCAUGGGUGGCCCUGGGACAAGCCAUGGGAGCCCUGGCAUCCACACUGGUGCCAACAGUCAACGGAGACACCCAGCUUCAAAUCAUCACCCAGGGGUCAUCGAUGAAGGGGGCAGGGGCGUAUCUCAAAUCAGCCGUUCUGAUGGGACUUUUGAAGGUUCAAGUGAACAAUGGAAUCAACCUAGUGAAUGCACCAAUGUUUGCCAAAGACAAUGGAGUACAGGCUAAGACAGAACACAAGGAAGGUUCAGCCAGCCAGUUGGUUGUCAUCAUACAGCAGAACGGCUUGGCACCUCAUCAACUUACUGGGCAUGCCGCAGGAAGUAGCGCCAUUUUGACAGAAAUGAGUGGCUGUGUGUUCCCUAAUGGCUGCACCUUGGGGGGAAACGUCUUGGUCUACACUGGCCCAUAUUCUACACAGACAUUCCCCACAGUCGCAGCUGCUAUUAGCCAAGGAGGCUCUUCUAUUACAUCAUACAGUGGGUCCAGUGAGCAGAAAGGAGUCUGCUACAGUCUCGUGGGCUUAGAAUCACCCCUACAGAAUCUAGAUGCCAUUAAGCAGAAUGUAAAUUCUGUACACCAAGUCAGUUUGUAAUAGAAAACAACAAUAUAGAAUGCCCUUGAAGAAUCUUAAUAAGGUGAUGCCAUAAAACAGAAUUUUAAGUCAGUCUGCAAACAGCUUUAUACAAAUACGUACUACCAUAGACUUGAAGACAUGCCAUGACAAUAGAAAGUUUACAAGUUCCCAACAUAUCAUGAAUACACUUAUAUCAGGACUUACAGUACUUGUAGUACAUUAUUAAUUACAGUAUUGCAGUAUUUGUAGUAUAGUAUAACAGUACUUUUAACACAUGUACAUUAUUACAGUACUUUAAUUACAGUAUUGCU
Molecule: messenger RNA, 2038 nt
Organism: Owenia fusiformis
Lineage: Eukaryota; Metazoa; Annelida; Polychaeta; Sabellida; Oweniidae
Source: the annotation of a GenBank genome assembly